AAUAGCAAACACAAAUAAAAAUCAGAGAGAGACGACCACGAAUGUUACUUCUCGCCGGAAAAAAAAAAUAAAGAAAGAAGAUGAUCGGAGAAACUCACGAGCCUUACCCGACGGUGCAGAUUCCUACAUGGCCUGUUUCUGAAUACUUGACAUCAUCGGAGAUUUUCUCUCCGGCGAUGAACAGUCCAGAUUUCAGCACGCUUGAAGCUUUAACGGCGUUACAUCGUUACCUUCCGUCCAACGAACCGGAUCCGGAUUCCGACCCGGAACCACCAUUCGGGCCGGACUCUCCCGUCGAUGCUUACUCCAGCGACCGUUUCCGCAUGUACGACUUCAAAGUCUUGAGGUGCGCUCGCGGCCGGAGCCAUGACUGGACGGAGUGUCCGUACGUUCAUCCCGGAGAAAAGGCUCGCCGGAGAGAUCCGGCGAAGUGCAGUUACUCCGGGACGGCUUGCCCGGAGUUCAGAAAAGGCAGUUGCAAGAAAGGGGACUCUUGCGAGUUUGCUCACGGAGUUUUCGAGUGUUGGCUUCAUCCUUCACGUUACCGGACUCAGCCGUGUAAAGACGGCGGUGGAUGUCGCCGGAAAGUUUGUUUCUUUGCUCACUCGCCGGAGCAGCUUAGGUAUGUCCAGGCACGAAGCCCUGAUCGGGUCGAUUCCUGCUUUAGAGCGUUUCAGCUCUCGGUAUCGCCUGUUUCUAGUUCGCCGCCGGUGAGUCCGAGAGCUGACUCGGAGUGUUCUCAGUCACUGAGUCGCUCGCUCGGGUCUAGUUAUAUAAACGAGGUGACGACGUCGUUUAGGAACUUACAGCUUGAGAGAUUGAAAUCAUUUCCUCCGUAUUAUAGCAAUCCGUUUCGGUGCUACCAAUCGGGAUUCGGGUCGCCCCGAGGAUCCAUGUUGGGUCCUGGGUUUCAGAGUCUUCCCACAACGCCGACCCGACCCGGUAAUCUGGAUAUUUGGGAGAUUGGUUUAGAGGAAGAGCCCGCAAUGGAGCGGGUCGUAGAUUCGGGUCGUCAACUACGAGCGAAGAUGUUUGAGAAACUGAGCAAGGAGAAUUGCAUGGAUCGGGUAAAACCAGAUCAAAAUUCGGGUGAAGCUCCUGAUGUCAGGUGGGUAUCUGAGCUGGUGAUGUAAGAGCACUAGACACGACCGGUACCCGAAUGUCAAGAACUCGUUGAUAAGUCAUCGUUUUUUUUCGUGAUCUGUUCAUUAUUAUUAACUAAUUUCGUAUUAUCUGAUAAUAAUAGUAGUAACUAAAUAAGGAUUUUUCUGUGAAUUUUGUAAUCUCGUUGUAAGUAUGGAAUGUAAAUAUCUUUUGUUAAUAUAUUUUUUUGUUUUACUUA
Messenger RNA from Raphanus sativus (radish), 1342 nucleotides. RefSeq names its product zinc finger CCCH domain-containing protein 49. The record is from RefSeq and is a predicted model, not a curated record. Lineage: Eukaryota; Viridiplantae; Streptophyta; Magnoliopsida; Brassicales; Brassicaceae. The coding region runs from base 81 to 1133 and encodes 350 amino acids. The transcript has a single exon. Gene Ontology annotation, molecular function: metal ion binding.